Messenger RNA from Chondrus crispus (carragheen), 1827 nucleotides. RefSeq lists its product as hypothetical. Gene Ontology annotation, molecular function: RNA binding. The transcript has 2 exons. The record is from RefSeq and is a predicted model, not a curated record. Bases 1 to 1077 code for a protein of 358 amino acids. Lineage: Eukaryota; Rhodophyta; Florideophyceae; Gigartinales; Gigartinaceae.
AUGAACAUCGCCUUUGCGCAUCCGCCAAACCCCUGCCCCCGAGCCGUUCACGCUGUCCCUAGGGUGACUCCGCGCCGCCUCCGCGCCCGCCACGCGCUCCCCACGCUGCGUCGAACGCGCCCGCGAAGCCUGCGCCUGUCCGCAGCCGCGUCUCCCUCGGAUGAGGACCGCGCCGCUGCGGCCGCCGCAGCCCCGUCUAGCCGAAAUUCGGAUACGGCGGAAAGCUACUUGCAAUGCGUCGAGUGCGCUGCGGUGUACGUCGUCGAGCCCGAGGAGCUCGAGGGCGCCCCGAGGGUAGUCGGCUGCUCCGCCUGUCUGCAUGAGUGGUAUGCCUCGGAGACUGACUUGUUGUGGGGGGAGGAGGAGGCGCUUUCAGCCCUGGCUGCCCAUGCUUCGUUCGAAGCUAAGUCGAAGACAGUCAAGUCGGAAGGGGAGAGGGCCAUUAAUGCAGCGAAGGGCGUUGGUACUGCCAUGAAGAAGGACGUGCCAGCUCCGGCGAUGACUGCAAAGACGGCAGAAAAGAACAAACCAGGCGGGGAAAAGGACGGUGCACCAGAAGCUGCUGUUUUGAGUAAGGACCCGACGAGGGACUCGCCCGGAGAGAAUCGGAGCUCUACUUCAAAACAGGAAGCAGACAAGGAGGGGCACUUCAAUGUAUUUGUGGGCAAUUUGUCCUUUAGGGCCACCGAGGAAGAUCUCUACCGCGCCUUUUCAGGAUAUGGCGCCGUCUUGAGAUGCCAGGUACCUGCAGACCAAUCUGGAGCCUCUCGGGGUUAUGGUUUUGUUGAAAUGCGUACCCGAGAAAGUGCUUUGAAGGCCAUCGAGUCGCUCCAGGGGACGAGCAUUAUGGGGCGUGAUGUGUCACUGAACGAGGCUCGCCCAAGGAAGGAAGGCUUUGUGGCCAAAAAGCAGCAAUCGAGAACAGGUUGGUCGUCGCGUGCUCGAAGCAAUUCGAGGGAUUUUGCCAGUAGAGCUUCAGGAGAUGGUCGCACCUCGCCACAAUCUGGGUUUCGAAAAGAUAGAAAGCAGCAAAAAGAAGGAACCAAGGACCGCUUGAAAUACUCUAAGAACUCAUGACUGCGUGCGUGGCUUGCCGUCAGCGUCGGUGUCGGCGUCUUUUUGGACUCUUACCGUGGAUCUGGCAGAACAGCUGGCUGGGGUGCGUGGCUUGUUUAUUGAGCAGCGGUACUUAAUGUAUUGUUUCAAACAAUUAACCCAAACGGGAGAGGCACGGUUUGCAAUUGACAUAUGGUAAAUCUCCGAGCUUCCAAAGGGGACAUAGUAUGGAGCACAUUUCAAUAACUUCAAUACUUGCAGCACUUGCUAUUCGUGUGUAGCAUAGACCACGAUGUGUUAGAAGGGAGAACGCUCGGGAUGGAUGGCAGGAGGAACGGACGGCGUUUGGUGUCAUAAAUCGGCUCUUUAACGCAGCUUUGGGUCAUCCACGUGGCGAUGCUACAGUACCCACAAUUCCUACCGCAUACGGGAGGGUGCUGCACCGACUCAGAAAAAGAGGACACUGGGAGCCUCCGGAAAUUAUUUUUUGUGUCAGAGUCAUAUUUUUUGUGCACAAAAACUGAGUUUCGUCACGGAAAUGCUUGGGCUCACAAUGUGCGUCCCCCUACCUAUACGCACAAUUUGUACUCACUGGACGCCGACGAUGACGCCGUCAAAGCUCUAACUAGAGAUAAUUUGGAUUGUACGCGCGCGCAUUUUGGCAUUUGUGCGAUACACUUUUAACCUAGCAUGGGGUUGCCCGUCCGAGAAAACGGCGCGUUAUGUGUGCACAACGCGCCGUUUGCGUGUUAUAAAAUCCCGAUUUGGUCA